AUGUCAAUUGUUGCACAAUUCGACUACGAUGUAAUAGUUAUUGGUGGAGGAUCUGCCGGUUUAGCGUGUGCCAAGGAAGCUAAUGAAUUGGGAGCCAAAGUGCUGUGUAUCGAUUAUGUGAAACCUACACCCAGAAGCAGCAGCUGGGGUAUUGGCGGUACAUGUGUCAACGUGGGAUGUAUACCUAAAAAGUUAAUGCACGAGGCAGCUCUACUAGGUGAAGCCAUACAUGAUGCCACUAAGUAUGGCUGGAAAAUACCAAACGAAGAAAAUAUCACAAUAAAUUGGACCAAUAUAAUAACGGAAAUACAAAAUCAAAUAAAAUCUACAAACUGGGUGAUCAGAGUUGAAUUGCGUACCAAAAAUAUUAAAUAUAUCAAUGGAGCGGCAUCAUUUAUAGACGAUCAUACAGUCAGAGUGAAAAUGAAGGAUGAUUCAGAAGUACAACAUUCGGGCCGCUAUAUUGUUAUAGCAAUUGGUUUACGACCUAUGUAUCCAAAUAUACCGGGUGCUCGAGAGUAUGGAAUUACCAGUGAUGAUUUGUUUAGCUGGCCUAAAGCACCCGGUAAAACUUUAAUUGUGGGAGCUGGUUAUAUAAGCAUGGAAUGUGCUGGAUUUUUGCGUUUAUUUGGUUUUGAUGUAACCAUUAUGGUGAGAGAAAAAGUUCUAAGAAAUUUUGAUCAACAAAUGGCCAAUAUUAUAGCUGAAUCAUUGAAAGAAAGGGGUAUACAAUUGUUGAUACCUUAUAAGCCCCUAUCUGUGGAACAACUUGAAAAUGGCCGUCUAUUGGUUAAAUAUAUGAAUGUGAAAUUUUCCAGUGAGCAAACCGAAGUGUUUGAUACUGUCAUUUGGGCAACUGGUCGCAAGGGUGAUUUAAAAGAGCUUAAUAUUGAGGUCAUCAAUUUGAAAGUAGACGAUAAGUUGAUAGUGGUAAAUGAUGAAGAAUGUACAAAUGUUGAAAAUAUCUAUGCAGUGGGAGAUAUUACCAAAGGGCGUCCUCAGUUGACUCCGGUGGCUAUAAUGGCUGGUCGUCUCUUGGCACAAAGGCUAUUUUCCCACAGUAAACAAAAACUUAACUACGAAAAUGUGGCCUCUGCUUUGUUUACUCCCUUGGAAUAUGCAUUUGUUGGCAAGUCAGAAGAAGCAGCUAUACGAGAGUAUGGUGAGCAAAAUAUUGAAGUUUAUCACAGCUAUUACAAUCCUUUGGAGUACUCAUUACCCGAAAAGAUUGUUGAAUACUGCUAUAUUAAAGUAAUUGCCCAACGUGAGGAUGAACAAAGGAUUUUGGGCAUACAUUUCGUAGGACCAAAUGCUGGCAAUGUUAUUCAAGGUUAUUCAGUGGCUCUGAAUUGUGGCUUAAAUAUAGAGACUUUGUUUAAUACGGUGGGUGUAAAUAUUACCAAUGCCCAGGAGAUAACACGCACGUAUAUAACUAAACGUUCUGGCUUAGAUCCUUCUUCGUUAGUAAAUUUUGUUUGA
Molecule: messenger RNA, 1479 nt
Organism: Calliphora vicina (urban bluebottle blowfly)
Lineage: Eukaryota; Metazoa; Arthropoda; Insecta; Diptera; Calliphoridae
Product: thioredoxin reductase 1, mitochondrial-like
Exons: 1
Coding region: 1-1479 (492 amino acids)
Biological process (GO): glutathione metabolic process; cell redox homeostasis; cellular response to oxidative stress
Cellular component (GO): mitochondrion; cytosol
Molecular function (GO): thioredoxin-disulfide reductase (NADPH) activity; flavin adenine dinucleotide binding; glutathione-disulfide reductase (NADPH) activity
Source: RefSeq, a predicted model, not a curated record